Messenger RNA from Trematomus bernacchii (emerald rockcod), 1781 nucleotides. RefSeq names its product meprin A subunit beta-like. Gene Ontology annotation, molecular function: metalloendopeptidase activity; zinc ion binding; protein binding. Lineage: Eukaryota; Metazoa; Chordata; Actinopteri; Perciformes; Nototheniidae. Gene Ontology annotation, cellular component: membrane. The transcript has 9 exons. Gene Ontology annotation, biological process: proteolysis. The coding region runs from base 42 to 1781 and encodes 579 amino acids. The record is from RefSeq and is a predicted model, not a curated record.
GGACAUCUCCAGUCCCAUACGUUUUGGACAAAGACCUUGAGAUGAAUGCUAAAGGACUCACCCUGAAAGCCUUUGACCAGUUCAGGUUGAAGUCAUGUAUUGACUUCAAACCAAGGGACUCUGAGGAGUAUUACAUCCACGUCAAGAAGUUAAAUGGAUGUUAUUCAUAUAUUGGGAAAGUAAUAUCCAACGGACAGAACAUCUCCAUCGGGUCUAACUGUGAUUCCAUCUCAAUCGUUGAACAUGAGUUCCUCCAUGCUUUGGGCUUCUACCAUGAACAGUCCAGAUAUGACAGAGAUGAUUAUGUGACCAUUGUUAACGAGAACAUCAGAGAAGGCUAUGAGAAUAAUUUUGACAAACAAAGCAAUGAAACCACCACCACCCAGGGAGUCCCGUAUGACUUCUGGUCAGUGAUGCACUACGGCACAGGUUAUUUCAGCAAUGGCAACGGGUCAACUAUUAUAACCAAAGACCCAAAGUUCCAGGAUGUGAUUGGUCAAAGACUGGAAGUGAGUCCCAAAGACGCUCUGGAGCUGAACCUCCUCUACAAAUGCAAGUCAACCAUUGCAUUUCAGAUGACAUGCAGCUUCCGCGAUGAGACCAUGUGUCAAAUGACUAGCUGUUCACAGAGUGGGCUUGGCUGGGAAAUGGUAACAAAUGUUACAGGGGGUCCUGUGUCUGACCACACCAAUCUACCCAGUGGCAGUGGUGAACAAAGUAAGAUUUUUAAAUCUAACAUUGCAUGUGUGUACUUCAAAACUUUCCCCGACAAUGAAUUAAAAUAUGUACUAUUCCUAUCCAACUUUCUUAUGCCACCCACCCUUAUGUCAUGUGAAGAUGUGGGUUACUUCAUGCAUGUUAGCACGGCAUCAGGUGAGGAGGGAGACUCGGCCUGGCUGGAGACCCACAGGAUGAGUCUCAAUAGGGAGCAUCAUGUCCAGUGUCUCCAGUUCUACUAUUUCCACAGUGGGAAAAUGUCAGACCACCUCAACAUCUGGAUCAGAGAGUUUCAGAAUGAAUUGGACCUCAAGGGAACCCUACGCCUCAUGGGGCAGAUUGAUGGCGGGCCAACAAAACAAUGGAAGCUCCAUCAUGUGUCCCUGAAUGCCACCAAGCACUUCCAGGUGGAGUUUGAGGUUUGUAAAGGAGCAGGAAGCUCUACAGGCGGCUUCUCAAUCGAUGACAUCAAUCUGUCAGAGAUCGAAUGUCCACAUGUAACCAUGCAGCUUGAUGACUUUGAGCGCAAUUGGGAUGCCAGUGAUUAUGGAGCCUCUAAAUACAGCACUCGGUAUUACUCCAGCGGGGGCUAUGCUUACAAGCUAGCGAUUGAGCUGUAUAAUUCAUCUUUCGGAUUGUUUGUGCAACUCGUGUCUGGUGAAAAUGAUAACUGGCUGGAGUGGCCUUGCACAGAAAGGCAGGUGACCUUCAAAAUGCUGGACCAGAACGCCAACAUCCAGCUGCAGAUGUCCAAACAAUUUAGUAUCACCAGUGACCUAAGCAGUUAUGUGUGGGACAAUCCUCGUCUGGUUGGAUUGCCUUACGUAGAUGACAAUGGUGAAACCAUCUUUGCCGGAUCUAUGUAUGGCAGAUCUACUUUCUCCGAUAAAAAUGAAUCAAAAACCAGGGAGUUCCUCAAGGGGGGAAGUGUCAUUUUCACCUUUAGCUUCCAAGAUAUCACUGCUCUCAUCAAUGGAAGUGCUCUGCCAAUUCCUCAAGUUGGACAAGUGAAUAUUAAAUAUCCUCCUAAAGAGCUGAAAGAAGGCCCUUGUUCAUCACGGUAG